Messenger RNA from Macrosiphum euphorbiae (potato aphid), 708 nucleotides. NCBI's taxonomy places the organism in Eukaryota, Metazoa, Arthropoda, Insecta, Hemiptera, Aphididae. The record is from the annotation of a GenBank genome assembly.
AUGGACAUAAGAUCACAUAGAGGUCAUUCCGAUCCAGCCUUUAUUAGUACUGGAUUCAGAGGAUGGAUCAUAGCUACAAAAAAAUUCAAAUUACAUCAAAUGUCAUCUAUUCAUAUAAGUAGUGUUCAAACAUUAUCAGCAUAUUUAAAAGAAAUUCCCAUUGAUGCACAACUAGAGAAGAAAAGAAUAGAAUGUUUAAGUAAACAAGAAGAGAAAAAAAUGAAUAACCAUAUAAUUAUGAAGAAACUAAUUGAUAUAAUAAUAACUAUGGCAAAAGGUGGUCGUACAUUACGUGGUCAUGAUGAAAAUUCAAAAAUUUUAGAAAAAGGUUUGUUUCUAGAAAUUGUUGAACUUAUUUCUAGGUAUGAUCCAGUAAUGAAGGAUCAUUUAGAAAAAGCUCCAAAAAAUUCAACCUAUUUAAGUCCAGAUAUUCAAAAUGAUAUUAUCAAAAGUAUUCAAAAUGUUAUGCUUCGUUCUAUUAUUUCAUCGAUAAAGUGCAAACCUGUGUCUAUUAUAGCUGAUGAGACAACUGAUUUAGGACACAAUGAGCAACUUUCUUCAUCAAAAUAUCUGAUAACAAGAGAUUUAUCAGAUAUUUUGAUGAAGACACUUACAUGCCUGUUGAAUGCUUUAUUGGUCUUCAUAGAGUUGAAAAAGUUGAUUCUCAAUCAAUAUUUGAUGAACUAUCCAAAAUGUUAUCAAGUUUAA